Molecule: messenger RNA, 384 nt
Organism: Gracilinanus agilis (Agile Gracile Mouse Opossum)
Lineage: Eukaryota; Metazoa; Chordata; Mammalia; Didelphimorphia; Didelphidae
Gene: GPHB5
Product: glycoprotein hormone subunit beta 5
Exons: 2
Coding region: 1-384 (127 amino acids)
Biological process (GO): G protein-coupled receptor signaling pathway; regulation of thyroid hormone receptor signaling pathway
Cellular component (GO): cytoplasm; extracellular region
Molecular function (GO): hormone activity
Source: RefSeq, a predicted model, not a curated record
AUGAAACUUGGGCACCUUUUCCUGGGCUCAGUGCCCCUCCUCCUCCUGAUACAUUGCAUUUGCACCUCCAAAGGGGACCUCCGAAGGUUUGUUGGCUGUGCUGUGAGGGAAUUCACUUUUUUGGCCAAGAAGCCAGGCUGUAAGGGGUUACGGAUCACUACAGAUGCCUGCUGGGGUCGCUGUGAGACUUGGGAGAAACCUAUCCUGGAUCCUCCCUACAUCGAAGCCCACCACCGAGUCUGCACCUACAAUGAGACCAAACAGGUGACUGUCAAGUUGCCCAGCUGUGCUCCAGGCAUUGACCCUUUCUACACAUACCCCAUGGCCAUACGGUGUGACUGUGGAGCAUGUUCUACUGCAACGACUGAAUGUGAAUCUGUCUGA